This is a messenger RNA of Aspergillus wentii DTO 134E9, 1584 nucleotides long. It is a transcript of the gene faeB-2, whose product is annotated as putative feruloyl esterase. NCBI's taxonomy places the organism in Eukaryota, Fungi, Ascomycota, Eurotiomycetes, Eurotiales, Aspergillaceae. The transcript is spliced from 2 exons. The coding region runs from base 1 to 1584 and encodes 527 amino acids. The record is from RefSeq and is a predicted model, not a curated record.
AUGACCCGUCUUCAAUUUUUCCUUUCUGUGCUGGCUAUGGGCUCUGCAGCCCUAGCGAGUCAGGAUUCCUUCCAGUCCAAGUGUGCAAGCUUCGCGGACAAGAUUGACUUGCCCAAUGUCAAGGUCAAUUUCGUUAAUUAUGUUCCUGGGAACUCGAAUCUGUCGCUGCCGGAUGCGCCGGCUAGCUGCGAUUCAUCUUCCCAGGAAGUAUAUGCGGACAUGUGCCGAGUUGCCAUGGCUGUCGCAACUUCAAACAGCAGCGAGAUCACCCUGGAAGCCUGGUUUCCCCGGAAUUACACCGGUCGCUUCUUGAGUACAGGCAAUGGAGGUGUUUCAGGUUGCAUUCAAUAUUAUGAUCUUGCGUAUACCGCCGGACUAGGCUUUGCUACAGUCGGUGCCAAUAAUGGCCACAAUGGAACGACGGGCAAGCCCUUCUAUCGUCAUCCUGAGGUUAUUGAAGAUUUCGCUUGGCGCUCAAUUCAUACCGGAGUUGUCGUUGGCAAGAAGCUCACUAAAUUGUUCUAUGAUGAGGGUUACAACAAGUCUUACUACCUUGGCUGUUCCACGGGUGGCCGUCAAGGCUUCAAGUCGGUCCAGAAAUUCCCCAAUGACUUCGAUGGUGUCGUUGCUGGUGCUCCGGCAAUGAACUUCAUUAAUCUGCUCUCUUGGAGUGCGCAUUUCUACCCCAUCACCGGUCCCCCUUCGUCAGAAAGCUAUCUUUCACCGGCUAAGUGGAAGGUUGCCCAUGAUGAGAUCCUGCGACAAUGUGAUCCGAUUGAUGGAGCGAAAGACGGUAUUAUUGAGGACCCUGAUCUCUGCCAUCCGAUCAUGGAGCGCAUCAUUUGCAAGCCUGGCUCCUCCAACUCAACGAACUGUCUCACUGCAGCCCAGGCACACACUGUCCGGGAAGUUCUCUCACCUUUCUACGGCGUGAACGGAACCCUCCUCUAUCCCCGUAUGCAGCCAGGAUCAGAAGUCCUUGCUGCCUCUAUCAUGUACAACGGACAACCCUUCCCCUACAGCCAAGACUGGUACCGCUACGUCGUUUACAACGACACGAAAUGGGACGCUUCCAAAUUUAGCGUUAAAGAUGCUGCCGUGGCCCUGGCUCAGAACCCGUACAACAUCCAAACCUGGGAUGCUGAUAUCUCCCCCUUCCAAAAGGCAGGCGGCAAGGUCCUCACCUACCACGGUCUCCAGGACCAGCUGAUCAGUUCCGAAGACUCCAAGCUGUACUAUGCACGAGUUGCCGAGACCAUGCAAGUGCCCCCAGAGGAUCUGGAUGAUUUCUACCGUUUCUUCCAGAUCAGUGGUAUGGGACACUGCAGAGGAGGCGAUGGCGCCUCGGGUAUCGGAAACACUGCUCAGUCGUAUAACGGAGAUAACCCAGAAAACAACGUUCUCAUGGCCAUGGUCCAGUGGGUGGAAAAGGGCAUUGCUCCAGAGUUUGUCCGUGGUGCCAAGUUCUCCAAUGGUGUCGGCUCGGCUGUUGAGUAUACUCGCAAGCACUGCCGAUACCCACGCAGAAAUGUGUACAAGGGACCUGGAAACUAUACCGAUGAAAAUGCAUGGCAGUGCGUUUAA